Messenger RNA from Anguilla anguilla (European eel), 3808 nucleotides. RefSeq names its product NACHT, LRR and PYD domains-containing protein 3-like. Gene Ontology annotation, molecular function: protein binding. The transcript is spliced from 11 exons. Lineage: Eukaryota; Metazoa; Chordata; Actinopteri; Anguilliformes; Anguillidae. Bases 59 to 3808 code for a protein of 1249 amino acids. The record is from RefSeq and is a predicted model, not a curated record.
GGUACAAAGAGCAGAGUCACCUGUACCCAGCUGUCUGUCUGUGAAGAGUAAUGAAUCAAUGCAUAGUCCAAUCUACUUCAAAGGAAGGUCAACCGAUGAUCACAGAAUCCAGGUAGGAAGAGCAGAGUCACCUGUACCCAGCUGUCUGUCUAUGAAGAGUAAUGAAUCAAUGUAUAGUCCGGUCUACUUCAAAGCAAGUUUUACCGGUGAUCACAGUAUCCAGCAGUCACUGGAUUCCUGCUCUUUGGAUGAGAAGAGUUCAGUGAAAUUAUCUUCCCCUAAACAGUGUCUUCUGCACACUCUGAUGAAGCUGAAGAAGGAUGACAAGUUAAAGCUGUUUCAGAGCCAUCUGAGUCAGGAUUGCCCAGAAUGCUUUAAGAGUCUGUCUGAAGAUCCUUCUGUGCUGGUUAAGUUUAUGCAGAUGAAGGAAUUGUUCAAAAGUCAUCAAAUUGAUGAUUAUCCAGAAUGCACUGAGAGAGAGCAGGAGGAUCCUGAGGCCCUGUACAUAGUUGAGAAGAUGCUGGAGACCUGUGGCAGUGAGAGGUCUCUGAAGAUCACACCCCACAUCUUGAGAAACAUGAAGCAGAAGGAUCUUGCCGACUCACUGGAGAGAGAUGAGCAGCACAAUGAAUCCAUAAAACGAGCCCAGCAGACACUGAAAACUCAUCUGAAGAGGAAGUUUGAAUGCAUAUUUGAAGGUUCAGUAAAGCAGGGCCACCCAACCCUCCUGAAUGAGAUCUAUACAGAGCUCUACAUCACAGAGGGGGGAAGUGGGGGGGUCAAUAAUGAGCACGAGGUCAGACAGAUUGAGACAGCAUCCAAGAGACAAACCACGCAGGAGACUGCAAUACUCUGCAAUGACAUAUUUAAGCCUUUACCUGGACAAAAGAAAACCAUCAGAACUGUGCUUACGAAGGGCAUAGCUGGCAUUGGGAAAACUGUCUCUGUUCAGAAGUUCAUUCUGGACUGGGCAGAAGGAAAAGCCAAUCAGGACAUUGAUUUCAUCUUCACUCUCCCUUUCCGAGAUCUGAAUUUGAAGAAGGAAAGACCAUUCAGUCUGAUGCAACUUCUGCAACACUACUUUCCACUACUGAAAGAGAUCAAAAGCAUUGAAGGUGAUGAAGUCAAGGUUGUGUUUAUCUUUGAUGGUCUGGAUGAGUGUCGACUUCCUCUAGAUUUCCAAAGCAAUGAGAACUGCUGUGAUAUAACAAAGCCAUCAUCAGUGGAUGUGCUGCUGACCAACCUCAUUGAGGGUAAUCUGCUUCCCUCUGCUCUCCUCUGGAUUACCUCCCGACCAGCAACAGCCAAUCAGAUCCCUCCUGAGUGUGUCCACCGAGUGACAGAGAUACGAGGGUUCAGUGACCGACAGAAGGAGAAGUACUUCAGGAAGAGAAUAAGAGAUCAGGACCAGGCCAGCAGAAUUAUCAAACACAUAAAGACAUCCAGGAGUCUCUACAUCAUGUGUCACAUACCAGUCUUCUGCUGGAUUUCUGCUACUGUUCUGGAGACAAUGUUGGGUAACGUAGAGAGUAGAGAUCUGCCCAAAACACUGACUGAAAUGUACACACACUUCCUGCACAUUCAGACUAAUAUGAAGAAUCAGAAGUAUCAUGGCGCCAAUGAGAUGGAUUCAAAGAAGAUGUCAGCAUCAGAUACAGAAAUCAUCCUGAAACUGGGGCAGCUGGCUUUUCUACAGCUGGAAAAGGGCAAUCUAAUAUUCUAUGAACAGGACCUGAGAGAGAGUGGCAUUGAUGUCAGUGAAGCUUCAGUGUACUCUGGGGUGUGCACAAAUAUCUUUAAACAGGAGUGUGGAUUGGAUCAGGAGAAGGUCUACUGCUUUGUGCAUCUGAGCAUUCAGGAGUAUCUGGCUGCCUUGUUUGUGUUUAAUUCAUGUGUAAAUGAGAACAGAAAUGUACUCAGAGCAGAAGAAUCAAAACCUCACAGUGACAGAGUGCAGCUGUCUGAGUUACACAUGAGUGCAGUGGAUCAGGCCUUAGAGAAUAAGAAUGGACACCUGGACCUUUUCCUCCGAUUCCUUCUUGGCCUCUCUCUGGACUCUAUUCAGACACUCUUAGGGGGACUACUGACACAGACAGGAAGCAGAUCUGAUGGAGGAAGACACAAAACAAGGCCCAGUUUUACUUUAUUUCUCAGUCUAUGGUCAGAGAGCAGAUCAUUGAGCAUUGACAUAACAGUCCAAUACAUUCAGAAGAGGAUCAGGGAGGAAUCUUCAGCCGAUAGGAUCAUCAAUCUGUUCCACUGUCUCAAUGAACUUAAUGACAACUCUCUUGUAGAGGAAAUCAUGAGUACCCAGGGAUCAGGUAAACUUUCUGAUACAGAGCUGGAACCACACCAAUGUUCAGCUCUGGCCUUUGUGUUACUAAUGUCAGAGGAGAUCCUGGAUGAGUUUGACUUGAAGACCUACAACACAUCAGCAGCAGGUCAUCAGAGACUGGUACCUGUAGUCAGGAGCUGCAGGAAGGCCAUACUGAACAGCUGUGGCCUCACAGAGAAGUCCUGUGAUAUUGUGGCCACAGCUCUCCGGUCAUCAAACUCACCCCUGAGAGAUCUGGACCUCAGCUACAAUAACCUGGGAGAUUCAGGAGUGAAGCUGCUCUGUGCUGGACUGAUGAGUCCAAAUUGUCAAUUACAGAGACUGAGACUGAACAGCUGUGACCUCACAGCGAAGUCCUGUAAUAUUGUGGCCUCAGCUCUGCAGUCAUCAAACUCACCCCUGAGAGAUCUGGACCUCAGCUACAAUAACCUGGGAGAUUCAGGAGUGGAGCUGCUCUGUGCUGGACUGAUAAGUCAAAACUGUAAACUACAGAGACUGGGGCUGGGUUGGUGUAAUCUCACAGAGGGCUGCUGUGAUAUUCUGGUCUCAGUCCUGCGUUCUCCUCACUCAGAGCUGAGAGAUCUGGAGCUCAGAGACAACGAGCUGCAGGAUUCAGGAGUGAGAGCGCUCUCUGCUGGACUGGAGGAGCCACACUGUAAACUGCAGAGAAUGGGGCUGUCAGGCUGUAGAGUCACACAGAGAGGCUGUGAUUCUCUGGCUUCAGCUCUGUGUUCAAACCCCUCACACCUGAGAGAGCUGGACCUGAGAUACAAUCACCCAGGAGACUCAGGAGUGAGAGCGCUGUCUGCUACUAAACUAGACACACUCACACUUCUUGUGGACCAUGGAGGAGAGAACAGGACCAAACCAGGACCCAGGAAAUACGGCUGUCAGCUCACACUGGAUCCAAACACAGCAAACAGAUACCUGUCUCUGUCUGAGGGGAACAGGAAGGCGACAUACGCAUGGGAGAUAGAGGAGCAGCCAUUUCCUGAUCAUCCGGAGAGAUUUGCGUACGAGCCACAGGUUUUGUGCAGAGAGAGUGUGUGUGAGCGCUGUUACUGGGAGGCUGAGUUGAGUGAGUGGGGAAAAGUUUCGGUAGCAGUGACAUACAAAGGAAUCAGCAGGAAAGGACGGGAUUCUGACUGUAUGUUUGGAUGGAAUAAAAACUCCUGGAGUCUUGAGUGCAAUAAACGCAGUUACUCUGUCUGGCACAAUAAAAACCAAACACUCAUAUCUGCCCCCCCCUCCCCCUACCGCAGAGCAGGAGUGGGUGAUGAUGGUGCUGGUAAAGGUGUGUGUCUGUACAGGUUAGGGGUGUAUUUGGACUGUCCGGCCGGCACUCUGUCCUUCUACAGCAUCUCUGACUCUGACACACUGACCCUCCUGCACAGAUUCCGCACACAUUUCACAUCCCUCUGUGCUGGAUUCAGAGUGUGUGGAUCUUCAGUGUCCCUCUGCCAUGUGGAGUAG